This is a messenger RNA of Opisthorchis viverrini, 2178 nucleotides long. RefSeq lists its product as hypothetical. The annotation marks the transcript as partial. The record is from RefSeq and is a predicted model, not a curated record. The transcript has 6 exons. Lineage: Eukaryota; Metazoa; Platyhelminthes; Trematoda; Opisthorchiida; Opisthorchiidae.
AUGCACGAAUCUGCAAGGCUCGGGGCGCGUUUGCUAAUUUGGGACACUUAUGGCGUCAAAGCGGCAUAUCGCUUAAUCUCAAGGGACGUAUGUAUCAGGCUACAGUCCGAGCUGUUUUGUUGUAUGGCUGAGACUCUGACUGUUCGAGUAGCUGAACUGAUAUGUCUUCAGGCGUUCGACAAUCGUUGUCUCAGGACCAUAGCUCGUGUAGAUUGGUGUCGAAGAAUCCGCAACAAGGCAACAAGAAAGCGAGCUUUUGGUUGUGCAACGGGUACUUUCAUCGAAGAAUGUGUCCAGCACCAGGAGCCACGUUGGUUAGGCCACGAAUUGCGCAUGCCGAAACAUCGUUUGCCGAAGAAAGUGCUGUUUUCCGAUGGGGAUCGCCUGAUUCCCACUGCGCCUGGUUGGAGACGCUGGAAGAUAUGGCUGCUAAUCGAUGUCAGUGGCGUUCUCGUCUUAAGCUUCUAUCCAGAUCGCCUGAAUGAAUGUGUGGAGAAAGAAAAGAAACUCAUUGGACAAGCGAAGCAGUCUAAAACCGUUUCUAUUCGACCACCUCUCGCGCCCUUACAUAGAGAAAAUAUGAAUCGUGAACAAGGAUCAAACAGAAUAUCUGUUACAAAGCCAAACAGGCUGAGCAUCACGGAACUUACCGUCAGGGGUGCUAAGCCCGGAGGUCCUUUGAGAGUGUUUGAUCCCACCUGGAUGGUAUCGUCAAGUACUCCGGUUAGCGACGCCCCCCUCACAGGAGGAAAGAAUCCUGCUGCUCCGCGAGCAUCUUCCCCAACCAAGGCCUAUAGGAAAACAUCACAUCCAGAUGGUUCAGAAGCACUCCUGCCCAUGAAAAAAAUAACGCCUCAGUUGUUCAUCACUGAUAGGCGUACACCAAAUCAAAGAAUCCCACGUCCCGUUACAAAACACAACCAUACCUACCCGAAUGGCAUAAAGUCAGACAACGAAGAUGCCACUAUGCUCGACCCUGCAAACUACUCUGCCCUUCAAGGUGCCCUAGAAAUGUUGGACGGCGCUUGUCAAUCAACCGCUGUGGAUGAAAAAUAUACCAGUGAAACCUGUAAAGAAUGUCAUGAUACUCGAUGCUUCCUGGAAGAGAUGGCAUCGGAAAAAAAAGCCAUAAGCGCUUUCUUUAAGGGUCAGAACCAGGGAACCCACGAGCGACCCAACAGAGGCAUCCCUCCAGAAACGUAUUGGCCCGGAUUACGGCAAAAUGAAAAAUUCCGGAAAAUAGUAUUAUCAGAUUCUCCUGACUCCAGUUCCACAGGGAGAUUUUUUUCCAUGUCUUCUGGUAAAUCCACUGAUAAUGAAACCGGAGUCCAAGAAUUUACCGAGCAUAUACGAGGUGUGCUUCGAGGUCGAGUUACCUGUCUAGAUACGAACGGCCUUGAUCUGUUAACAGAAUGUCUUCAUCUGCUGGGCGCUCGACGAAUUACGGCUUCCGAUGCGUUAAAUCAUAACUACUUUGAUGACGUUCUUCCUGGGAACCUAGAUCUACGUAACCUUAGUCCGGAGCACUCAAUUUACGUGAACACCGAUUCAGUCUCAAAACGUAAGAAUGUUCACACUACUGGAAGGAAGUACUUGAACCAACCGAAUGCAAGCAAUAGAUUGAAUAUGCACGCCUCAAGUAUGGAUGACGUCAGGGUGCGAUCGUCUACAUUCGAUCCAGAGGUCAGUUCAAAAGCAGAGUCGGAAAAUCGUUCCGCCCGAAACAGCUGGAUCGACGAUACAGAUCACGCCCAUACAAAUUCCCCAUCAGACACAAGGGCCUUGUUGACGGAUACUCACGAUAUAGAACACCCUUGUGUCGUAAAAGAUUCAACUGCUGGGCCGAAUGAGUCACGUAAAUCUAUUUCAGAAGCCAAAGGAUCGAAAUCCAAAGGCCGUAGGGUCAAAUUUGAGGUCGUCGGUUACGAACUGGGUUCACAAUUCAAUCCUGUGACUAUCACCACUCCGGACAUUUUCAAAAACGACUUGAACUUAAAUCAAAAACAUCUCACUAACGAUAUGACUAGACCGGUACCACACAGACCAUCACUUCAGAGGAUACUGAGCAACUUUGGAAACGGCACAGCCAAACAAUCUUCUGUUUCACAUCGUUCACUGGAACGUGAGGUCUAUAUACGACCAAGUCGAUUGUCCGAAAUUGCGGACAGCGCGUCAGGG